Molecule: messenger RNA, 4461 nt
Organism: Amphiprion ocellaris (clown anemonefish)
Lineage: Eukaryota; Metazoa; Chordata; Actinopteri; Pomacentridae
Gene: klhdc7a
Product: kelch domain containing 7A
Exons: 1
Coding region: 1286-3574 (762 amino acids)
Molecular function (GO): protein binding
Source: RefSeq, a predicted model, not a curated record
AGCAAGAAGAGGUGAAAGUACCUCCACACAACAAUGCACAUAGUUGACAGUCAUGCUUUUUUUCUGAACGGUGUUCUGAAUAGUUCACCUGAGCUGGGAGCAAUGGUGAGGAUAAGAAGCUGCUUCUAUAGUCCACUUGUAAAUUAUUCAGCAGUCAGCCAUGCUUGCAGAAUCCGGUUUCUUUUUUGUUGUCUGCAGGCUUGGCUAUCGGAUGACCAAACAGCGCCAUGUCAGACAGGGACACCUGACACACCCUCUGCAUGAGCCUCCACGUGAUGCAUCCUUACAAUGCUCCUCAGAGUGUUGUUAAAAUAAACACUGUUUUGCUGUUGACCGCAGCCUCCUCCAGUGUGCUAUCAUCACACAAAUGACAACCUGACGGCGCCGGCUGAGUGGCAUGGCACCCAUGUAACAGAGCAUGUUUGCAUCUCAGCAUAGUGUAUGGAAAUGAAUUGUCAGGUUUCUCUGCAGACACUCUUUCCAUUGUGUUUCCUUUCUUCAGGUGGUUAUCUGUGUGUAUCUGUGUGUAUAAUAACCAUGCCAAUGCUAUUUCAGUGCCUGAUAGUAAUCUUCAAGUCCUUCUGAAGAGAGAGUAAUUUAAGCAUCUGUGCUGGCAUGGAGCAGAACCUUUGAUCUGUGGUAUAGCUGUGCAAACAGAUGUAUCCUGGUUAUUAAGUAUUUGAUAAAUGUCACCUAUCAUCACUCCCCACCCCUUAUUCAAACCAAUCUUCCCUCCUGCAACUCCAGACGUAUGUUUGAGCAAGUUGUGGAGUGUUAUCUGUCAUAAUAUUUUGGACAAUAUUUUCAUAAACUGACAUAGUAAAGUAUGACCUAAACCACUCCUGUUCAUGUAAAUGCCGAGAAGAGAUGCACUGACAGCAGCAUAGCUCAAAUAUCGGAUUAGAAUGUAUUUAAAAAAUUAUUGGCCAGAGUCCUUAGAUGAUGUUUGGAUAGUUAUGGGAAAAGCUUGGGUGAGUCAGCAAAUUACAUAACCAAAUAUUGAUCCAUGGCAUAUUUACAUGUUCUGUGUGUGGUUGCUGAAACUACAUCUGACUUGCCACAGGUGGUGCAUGAAGAAUGCUCCGCCCCUGGAGAGCCACGGAUGCAAAUAGCACUUCGAGAGCUAUCAUUUUACACUUGAUCCUUUGGGCAAAGAGGCGCAGUCAUCAGAUCACAGGAGCUCUUUUACAAUGAAAACCAGACAGCUAUAGCCAGCUGAGGCGCACUGAAAAUUACAUUCAAUAGGAUCAGUCAACCAGCCAUUGCUAGCAUCACUGCUACAGCUAUGCCUAUUGCAGAGCUUUUGGGAGUCCAGUUCGACAUGCAGCUGCUGUUGAAACUUAGUGUCUCUGUUGCCGCAGUGCUACUGGUUUCCUGGGCCUACAGGUUCUACAGUUCUAGGAAUGUGAAGAAUAUUCAACUCUGUGCCACAGACAAGAAACAACAAAACGCAACCUGUCAAAACUGCAAGACGACAUUACAAAAUCAGAGCUCACCAAAACAUGACAAGGAUGAUAAGGACAAGCAAUCCAAGCCCUUGCAUGCAGACUCAGCCGUUGAUGAUCAGACAUCUGACAGCACCAAGGAAAUACCGGUGGAAACUCAUCCGAGUUGCCAAGUUGAAAAGAGUGAUGAUGCUUUCGGGCCAUCAAACAGUGAGCAGGAUAUCACCAUGAAAGGAGAGAUACUCACUCAUCAGAAGCAGGCACAGGUCGCCACCAGAAAUAUUUCAUCUGGACCUGCUUUGAACCUUUCUGAUCCAGCAGAGACUGGGACGGCCAGUACAAUGGGGCGCCGCUCCCCUUGCUUUUUGCAGAAGUUGGAGAGCAGUGUGGGUGUGGGCAGGGAGUUAAGGCAGGACUUGGAGCGACAGGGGGCCUACUCCAGCUUCCUCUCCAAGGCAGAGAUCAAAGUGGAGGAUGCCAGCGUAGUGCUGGAAGGAACAGACCAGAUUGUGCGUGGAAAGAUAUAUGAUUACUAUGUUGAGUCUUCUUCUCAGUCUAUUACAGAUAUAAACAAUGUGAUUGGUCAAUAUGAGAGGAGCUCUGAAUCACAGCCAGUGGAGUAUGGAAGCCGUGGCAGCAACCUCAUAGAGUCUCCUUCCUCUUUAAGCCCCAUCAUUAUGCGUGAUCUGGUUUUACCACAAAGCACUGCUGAGGAUGCUGGCUUACUAGGAAGCCUCAAACUGAGGCACCCCGUAAGGCCUGUACUCCUACGCAAAGAGAGCUAUCUGUCUGCAGCAGAGGAGUCGGAGCUUUCCAUCCCUUUUCUGACUUCAAGAGCCUCAACUCCAGUGACUCACUCUCUGGCCUCAGUCGGCGAUGAGUCUAUCUCUGUUCACCCUAUCAGCAGUCCCUCCACAGACAGAAAAGGCCUUAAUACGAGGGAGGGAGGUGAUCUAGAGACUCUAGCAGGGGCUUCAUUUGUACACCUUCCAGCAAAAAUCCCUGAUGGUACAGAUUUGGAAAUCCUAAAGAGUAAACUUGAUCUGGGUAACUGUUUGGAGACACUUUACCUGGCCAAGAAACAUGGACAAAAGACUGUGCAGCAAGCAGCCCUGGGAGUCAUGUCAGACAAUUACCUUCAGGUGCUCAGAGAUCCCAACCUUUAUGGUCGGCUAAUGGCUGGUGAGCGGGAGCAAAUCCGGAAACAGAGAAUGAUGGGGAGGAAGUUUGUUAUGGUUGCAGACAUGGACCCUCAGGACUGGGUGAAGAACACAGAGGGGCACACAGAGCAAAGGAGGAUGUCCAGUGCAGUGUAUUAUUAUGAUGACUACAAAGAUGUCUGGCAUACACUCUGCUUGAUCCCACAGGAGGUCAUCUCUAAAGCCUGUGCCAUGUGCACAAUGGAUAACUACUUGUUUGUGGCGUUAGGCUGCCAAGGCACAGACAGAGAAAUGACACCCUCAAAGCGAGUGUUUUGCUACAAUCCCUUGACAUCCAUCUGGAAAGAGAUCAGUCCCAUGAAUGAAGCCAGACCCCGCUGCAAACUGGCAGCACUGGCGGGCUACGUAUACGCAAUCGGAGGGGAGUGCCUCUCCUCAGUGGAGCGCUAUGACCCACGUUUGGACAGAUGGACAUUUGUGGCUCCACUCCCUAAUGAUACAUUUGCUGUGGCACAUCAUGUCACAGUGUGCAGUGGAGAACUUUUUGUCUCUGGGGGUUCUCUUAGAUAUAUGCUGCUGCGCUAUACCCCUAAAACCAACACCUGGAGGCCAAGUCUUGUAGUAGGCAGCAAAGACAGAACUGCAGAUAUGGUGGCUGUGGGGAGAUUUCUGUAUCGGUUUGAUGUUAACCCGCUGCUGGGUGUCAGUGUGUACCGCUACCAUACAGUGGCUCGACUGUGGUAUGAGUGCAGCUGCAAGCGGCUACUGCGCUGCCCUGCUUUCCAGUGUGUCACAAUGGAUGGCACAAUCUAUUGUGUCAGUCGCCAGUUCACCAUGAGGUUCGAGGCUGAUGAGAUCUCCCCUGCUUUCAUAGAUGAGGAUUUGAGCGUCCUCUCUGCAGCAAAGGGCAUACUUUUCCCCUUUGUGCUUUCCCUACCUGAUAAGAAGCCUCGGCAGACAUCUGUGUAACAAGGAUUUAGUUUUCGGUUGAUGAUAAGAUUAGACGGUGAUUGAGUAUCCCUUCAAGGGGAUGCUUUACAUCAAGUUUAUUGUUGAGUGAGUGGGUUUAGCUUGGUAAGGUUUAUGCUCCACCCAGCUCAUCCCCAAGUGUUACUGCAAAAUUCCAACAACUGUGCUGUCAUUUCUUUGAGAUGUUAUUAAGAUCUCUCACAAAGCCACAAAGCGUCUGAUUCUUAAUCAAUUUUAUUUUUCCUAGAUUGGAUAUUACACAAAGAAUUGUGUGUUUCUUAUGCCUCAUCCCUGGCAGUAGAUGUAAAGUAUUAAUCUCGUAAUGAUAGUCAAUUUGCUUAGAUUUACAGAGGGUGUGCUGCCAUGUAAAUUGUUUGCUUCUUUGAUUUGCCACUCCCUCUUGCCAUUUUGUUGGUUUUAUAUCAUCCCAGAUGCUUAACGUCUUUACUGUAAAGAUAAUCCAUUACAAGGUCUCAGAGUAAAUUGGUUCAUCCAACUCUAACUCACAGAGUGUAGGCAAUAUAGUGAUAAUUCAUUACUGUGUUCCGUUGUAUAGAGCACAAAUAUAACUUACACAGUGGCCUGGAUACAAUGCAAUUAUCUACAGCUGCUCUUUAAAUAUGACGGAGUGUAAAUGGGUAUGUCAUAUAAUAUGAAUAGGUGAGCUUCUAAAGCAUUUUGUCUAUGCAUUUGAAACUCUUUCAGCACUCAGACUUGCAAUUAUUUUUAUAAUUUUAGUCACUCUACUUUGGUGGUCAGAAAGAAAUGUAUUUGUUUAAAUCUUGCAGAUUCUUUGUUCAUUGUACCAAUUGAAUGUCUUUACUUUGUUAUGUAUUGUUUUAUAAACAACAAAGAAAUAAAUGAAUUUGUCUUUCAUUUCACAUUAA